CUACCUCAGAUAUUGUACAACUCAGCGCACAUCACUCCGGUUGCAGUUUCCGUCGCCUUGACCUUUCCCUGUAUAUGUUUGUUGCGAUUGUGGUUAAGUACACCAGCAUGGGCGCUAUGCGGAUAAUUUUUAUUGCGGCCAAUCAGCGGGAGCCCUAUAUAUGCCGCAGUGAGCUUGGCCCAUGGUACUGCGUUCUUAUAAGCGCUUUGGAACUCAUUUGCCGUCUAAGAAAUUAUAAAUGUAUAAUCCGGGAGGUGCCCCGCAAAGGACUUAAAAACGAGCAUCUGGAUGGUGUUUUGGGUGCCCUUACUAACCAAACAGCCGAUGUGGGUAUUGCCGCCCUGGGAAUGACAUACAACCGGGCCAAAUAUCAUCACUAUGUGCCUUCCUUUUUUAGUCGCGAAUAUUCUGUAUUAAUUAGCAAAAACAAACUUGAGCAUACUUACGGAAGCUACGGAGUGGUUGUGUCGCCUUCGCGUAUUGCCACCUGGGAUGUGUGGCUGACCGUUAUCAUUACUUUGUUCUUCAUUACCGGAUGCAUCGUGCUUUUGCGGCGCCGUCUUUUUGCUCAUUAUUUCAUGUACACUGCAUUCCUUUUAUUUGGAGCAACGCUAAAUCAAGACGACAUUCGACCACCAACGGGACCGCUUUCCGGCUCCGUGCGGGCGCUGUUACUCCUGUGGUUGUGCUGGUCAUUUAUCAUUACCACCAUGUUUACAAGCACCAUGUCAUACAUUUUUACCGUUCUGCCUAAUAAAGCCCUGCCGUUUACUAAUUUCGAAACCCUUUUGUCGUCUGGUUUCCAAGUCGAAACGACAAGCCAAGCCCAACAGUUUUUGAAUAACUCCAUAAAUCCAAUGGAAAGGUCAGUUGCCAGAAUUGUGACUGUUUCUGACGAUAAGAAACAAUGGAUUGGGAACAUCCAGCGUAUGCAGAUCGAAGAUAAAUUCGCAACCAUGGUCGGAGAUGAUGUGUUUGCGGAGAUCGGAAAUUACUCCAAAUUUUUAAUCGAUGGACGGUGUCAUCCACAAGUAAUUGCCAUGACCCCUAUUAAAUUACCUAUUGCCUCGUUUGUAUUGCCUUAUGGGUCCAAAAGCAUCGAAGUAUUCCAAAAGCACUAUUACCGAUUUUGGGAGGUAGGCAUUAUUCCCCAUAUGUUCAAGCAAGGAUUACGCACAAAUGGGCGUAUUGGAAAAGCCGAACCGCUUUGUGGACCGGAUACAUAUUUCCCUGUUCGUCUGGCGUCGUAUGGUAACGUCAAUUUAGAGCGGGUGCGUUUUGUUUGGAAUGGCUGGCUUCUGGGCAUUGCGUUUGCGCUUGUCACUUUUGUCGGAGAAUUGUUAUUCGUUAUUCUAAAUUCAAGGAACGAAAAACUUUAAAAACUCUUCCUACUUUUGGCGUCAUAUUCAUCAUCAUGCUUGUAGCCAAAAAUAGUCAAAUAAACAGAACAGAAUGUCAUAUACUGUAUAUCGUACGCAAUCGUGGAUCAAAUCAUCAUCAAUGUUAUUGAUCGCAAACUUAUAGC
Messenger RNA from Paramacrobiotus metropolitanus, 1525 nucleotides. RefSeq lists its product as uncharacterized. The record is from RefSeq and is a predicted model, not a curated record. Bases 75 to 1379 code for a protein of 434 amino acids. The transcript has 6 exons. NCBI's taxonomy places the organism in Eukaryota, Metazoa, Tardigrada, Eutardigrada, Parachela, Macrobiotidae.